Molecule: messenger RNA, 1765 nt
Organism: Xiphophorus hellerii (green swordtail)
Lineage: Eukaryota; Metazoa; Chordata; Actinopteri; Cyprinodontiformes; Poeciliidae
Gene: amdhd2
Product: amidohydrolase domain containing 2
Exons: 12
Coding region: 389-1609 (406 amino acids)
Biological process (GO): N-acetylglucosamine catabolic process
Molecular function (GO): N-acetylglucosamine-6-phosphate deacetylase activity
Source: RefSeq, a predicted model, not a curated record
AGACGCCACAGGGGCAGAAACAAGUCAGGGGUCAAAGUUCGCAUCAGCAGAGAAGCUAAGACAAGAGUCCGCCAUGAUGGCUGCUUCACGGGAAAAGCUCAAUAAAACAAGGAGGUCGCUGGUUCUGGUGCCGGUUCUGGAAUCCAACAGAAGCUAGAGAUGAACCCUUCUGGAUCAGGCAGAACCAGACAGCCUGUGUAGAUGGUUCAGGGUCCAGCUGGACGGGUUCUGGUUCUGAUUGGCCCGGGGUCGGUCCAGGAUGGAGCAACAGGCUGUGUGGCUGAGUCCGGACCGGGACAGAACCAGUAGUUUCCUGCUGGUUGCGACCCGUUUCGUCAUGAACAGAAUCGAGCGGAGCGUCUGAUUGGCCGAGCCGCCGGGCGCCAACAUGCCGUCCAACAAGUCCGUGUCUGACGCUCCCAUCAUCCAGUUCACCGACUGUAGAAUCCUGAGGGAGCACAAGCUACAGAGGGAGGACCUGUGGGUCCGGGACGGGAAGAUCCUGGACCCAGAGAAGCUGUUCUUCGACGAGCAGGGCUACGCCGACUGUCGCCUCGACUGCGGAGGCGCCAUCGUCGCCCCGGGCUUUAUCGACGUCCAGAUCAACGGAGGCUAUGGCGUGGAUUUCUCCCAGCCCUGCGAAGACGUCUCCGCCGGAGUGUCUCUGGUGGCCAAGAAGAUCCUGGAACACGGCGUGACGUCCUUCUGUCCCACCCUGGUUACGUCUCCGCCCGCCGUCUACCACCAGGUUCUGCCUCAGAUCAACGUUCACAAUGGAGGACCUGAUGGAGCCGGAGUCCUGGGGUUCCACCUGGAGGGUCCGUUCAUCAGCUCGGAGAAGCGGGGCGCCCACCCGGAGCGGUUCUUGAGGACGUUCCGGUCCGGAGGGUCGGACGACCUGAUGGAGACCUAUGGCAGCCUGGACAACGUCGCCAUGGUGACGCUGGCUCCCGAGUUGCCCCACAGCCAAUCGGUGGUCAGCACUCUGCGGCAGAAGGGCGUCACUGUGUCUCUAGGACAUUCGGUGGCCAACCUGUCCCAGGCGGAGGACGCCGUGCGCCACGGGGCCUCCUUCAUCACCCACCUGUUCAACGCCAUGCUGCCGUUCCACCACCGCGACCCGGGCAUCGUGGGUCUCCUGACCAGCGACCAGAUCCCGGCGGGUCGCACUGUGUUCUACGGGAUGAUCGCUGACGGGAUCCACACCAACCCGGCCGCCUUGCGCAUCGCACACCGGGCGCACCCUUCAGGGCUGGUGCUGGUGACGGACGCCAUCACGGCCAUGGGCCUCCCUCCGGGCCGCCACACGCUGGGCCAACAGGUCGUCCAGAUCCAGGGACUGCACGCCUACGUGGCAGGCACCAAGACGCUGAGCGGCAGCAUCGCCACCAUGGACAUGUGCGUUCGCCACUUCAAGCAGGCUGCAGGCUGCAGCGUGGAGGACGCCCUGGAGGCGGCGGCGCUGCAUCCGGCCCGGUUGCUCGGUAUCAGCCACAGAAAGGGCAGCCUGCACUACGGCGCCGACGCAGACCUGGUUCUGCUGGACGACGGGCUUCGGGUCAGAACCACCUACAUCUCUGGAGAGGAGGUCUGGAGGGCAGAACUAUAGAAGAAGAAGAACCUGUGUGCCUUCAGAUUGAUUCUUCUUGUUUUAUAAAGAACAUGGUUCUGGUUCCGGACCGGUACAGUCUGUGGUUCUGUUGCCAGCGGUUCUCCACCUGAUGUGGCCAUUAUGGCGUCCAAAAAAUAAAAAAUAAGAACUUUA